UCCCUUACUUUAUAUCACACGGAAGUGGAAUAAUUUCAAGAACCCUUUCAAUGAAAAUGGCGAAUACAUCCCACAUCCAGUUCGAAGGAUGGAGUCCUGACCAAGUAGCUGCCUGGCUCCGAGGACUGGAUGAGGCUGUUGGUCAGUAUGUUCAGCAUUUCCACAACAACGGCAUUGACGGCAAGAAGCUGUUGAUGAUCACCCACUCGGACCUGGAGAAGCUCAGUGUCUCCAAACUAGGUCACCAGGAACUGAUUUUGGAAGCUGUUGACCUCCUGAGAGCAAUGCGUUACGGCCAUGACACCGAGAACCUGCAGCACUUGGCCCUUCAACUGGGGUGCAAGGCUCGCAGCCUUCACAACAUGGUGCAGGCCAUCACCGGGGAGAACGACAAGAACCGCGCCAACGUCUCGCAGCAGGACCGUCGCAAACAGCUCACCGUCGAGGUCCUGUCUGCCAUGGCCGACCUCCUGUCAACGCUCAAGUGUCUGGUGUCAUGGCUCGACAGAGCCCCGUUUGAAGGAAUCCAUGACAUGUGUUUGCUGAGGAACACUAUUGUGAAGUUUGGGAUGGAGCUGGUCCAUGCUGCACAGCGCGACUCCAACCUGACGGAGACUGAGGAGUCCAUCAUGAGAUCGUGCCGGACGUUGUUCGAGAUCUGUGAUGAUCUGGUGAUGAACUCCAAGGAGCCAUUGGUGGUGCAGCCCGCGUCACUAGAGGUCGCCACCAUCAGGAAGAAACAGCCUGAGGAACUGGGUCUGCAUAUUUCAUCAUCAUAUUAUGGGAUUCAUGCCAUUAGUGGAAUUAAGGAAUUGAGCCCCGCUGACCUGUGCAGGAAGAUUGAGAAGGGAGAUGAGGUCAUCCAGGUCAACUACCAAACCGUGCUUGGAUGGCAGCUGAAGAAGCUAGUUGAGACGCUGAAGGAGAAACCAAAGGAGGUUGUGCUGUUGUUGAAGAAGAGGCCUCGUCACAUCAGUCCGUUCGGGAAUUUACCCAACCGGAAGAACAAACAGCAUGCCCAGGCAGCGACACUGCCGAAGAUACUGAAGAAACGGAGGUCACGUGAAGGUGACGCCAAACAGACACGGCCAUCACUGCAGGAGUUCACGUCCUCCGCACCGACAGGGGACAUCUACGUUACUAAAGAUGCACCUGAGAAUACAGACGGUAACGACACUGACAAUGAUGUCUUCCGUAGCGGGUCCGAGUCGCCGCAGUUCACACUUCCUGUAGGCGUUGACCCCAAACAUCGCCGCGCCACAGUCAGCGGAGGGUCACCGACGUUAGAGCGACCCUCAUUGGUCAUACAAGACCUUGACCCUCCCACAAGGCCGAAGUCACAGUUUGUGAACUCCGCGGAGAAGGAGGCAGCAAUGGCUGCCCUGGCGGCCUCAGAGAACAGGCUCGGUGUGGCCAAGAUCUGGGACGACAAGUCCAAGGAGAUGACGGAACUCACGGCUAGUGAGAGCCAGCAGAGAAUUGAGAAAUUUGCUGCGAAAGUGAGUCAGAAUAUGACAGUUGAUUCGCCAUCAUCCACUACAGAGUCACCACAAGCAUCAGUUUCUGAAGAUUCCCCUGAGACUGUCGAGAACCCUGACCAGAAGUCCGUGGAGGUCCGGCGCCAGGAGUUCCGCGUGACGAAGCCCACCCCCCAUGUUCUGGAGAACCCGUACAAGGUACUGGAACGGCCUUACUCCCAGUCCAAGGAGGUGGUGUCCGAGGUAGCCACGGACAACAACGCACGUGACCAACCCACUCUCAUGACGAUUAAGCGUCUUGAUUCGUCAACCCGAUCUGACGAAGUCAAAUUAAAGGAAGAACAAGAUUCACCGAAGGAGAAGAAACAUGUUGGCUUUGCAGCUGACUGUAAGGAGGAUAGUGAGGAAAGUGUCAGCUACACACAUAUAGUGGUGGGUGGAGUGGUGCAGAAGAUACCCGUGGACAAGAGUCAAGUCUUCGUAUCCGAUUCCCCCACGGUGAGAAGAAGGGCCAAAACUGGAACCAAGAGACUCGAUCGCCGUGUGUCUUGCAAGGACCUGGGGAAGGGGGACUGUGAGGGUUGGCUGCUGAAGAGGAAGAUGUCCCGUGGAAUCCUGAACAAGAGCUGGGCCAAGAGAUGGUGCAUCCUCAAGACCUCCAACCUCUUCUACUACAAGGAGAAGGACGAUCUGAAGGCGGAGGGGGUGAUCCAUCUGCCGGCCUUCCAGGUGUCUCCUGCCACUGACAUCAAGACCAAGAAGAGUGAGCAUGGUGCCUUCAAGAUCCACAACCCCGGCACUACCUUCUACUUCGCAUCAGAGAGACAGGAUGAUAUGAGCAAAUGGAUGAACAAGAUGGGCCUGGCGGCCAUCAACUUUGAUACAAGUCGAGUCAUCACCACGGGGGGCUUCAUUAAGCCUGAGCCACGCUCGCCUCACCCCAUGGGGGUACAGAAUAUCUACUACUCAGAGUCGGAAGACGAGGGGGACGACGGGUCCAUCAGCAGUCAGAUGGGCAGUCAGUUAUCACUCAACAGUCAGACGUCCACGUGCAGCACCAACACGUUGUCCGGCACAGCAACACAAGACUCAGGUGGCAGCACCUCCACUCUGGUGCCAGCUGCAGACUCCUCGGUAUCCGUAGAGAAAAGACCGAAAGAGUCCAGUGUAUCCUCCGAACCUCCAUCAGGUAGCCAUGACGACCUCACAGGUAUUUUACGCAACCUACAUGGACAAAACCUCACAAUAGAUGGCAUUGAUAGGGAACGACUACGUAGAAGUCACAUUACAUCGGCCGACUUGCUGAAAUCGUCGCGAGGAGAGAUAAACAAACUUAGGAAACUCCAGUCACUGCAGAGGACAUUGAAGGCUAAGCAGCUGGAGCUACUGGACAUCAACCAUUUCCUCGAGGAGCCACUGACACAUGACUUGAUAAAACAUUUCAAGGAACAGCACCCUGGGUAGAGACACCAUCGCCGUUGCAACUUCCAUGGACAACUUAGAUGAUGUGAUAGCUUAUUCAUGCACAAACUCCAGACAGUGAUACCAUCACUGCUGCAACAUCAAGGACAUCCAUGAUCGUGUUUAGUUGAGGCAGUGAUACACUGGCUCAGGUAUGCCAAGAACAGACACUCGGAGCUGUCUGAAUGUAGUGUGUCUUUCCAUAGCUGUAGAUGUCAAUCCGAGAGUGAGAUUGCCGACGCGAAAAACUGUUGGAUCACCGGGGAGGCUUGUGUGAGCGCUUUGUCUGCAGGAAUGGCCCAUGUGAUUGCUGUGUCUACAAUGAUGGCCUGUGUGCACGCUUUGUCUGCAGGGAUGAUCAGUUUGUCACACAAGUUAAAUAUAUGCUGUAUGGAAAUUGAGCUUCAAGAGACACACUUUGUUCAAACAGAGACUUCACUUCUGUCUUGUUAGUGAUUGAAUGUUGAUUUAUGCCUCAGUCAGCAAUACUCAUCUGUGUCAUGGCAGCCUGUUGUAUUGGCAAGUCUGGGCCAAGCAAACCUGUGGCUGACAGCAUGCUCCCCACUUAGGGCACAAUGACACACAGCCAGCCAGUCAGAUUCCUUUGCAAGGACCCAUAUUGGGCAACAAUGCAAAAUUGCAGACCCGUUCUGCACGGAAUCCCCAGACGAAUUUGAAAUCACGUGAUAUAGAGUGAACUGCCAGGGUUCUUUGUUGUCCAAUUUUGAUAUUGACAUGCUCUUGUUAUAGUUCCAUGUUGUAGGGAUGCAAGUCGGUGUUAUACGUAACUGAGUACACUUCACUGUUGAGUGAUCUUUAUCUUGAUGCUUGUGUAAUUCAGUGUUGCUCUCAGUCAUGUACAAGAUGUUCCCACUUGUGUUAGCCAAUUGCUGAGACUUGUGUAUAAAUAUUGUUUCUUUGUUCUAUGUGCAAUCAUUAAAGCCUUUGUUUCAUUA
Haliotis rufescens (red abalone) is the source of this 3895-nucleotide messenger RNA. RefSeq names its product CNK3/IPCEF1 fusion protein-like. Gene Ontology annotation, molecular function: protein binding. The record is from RefSeq and is a predicted model, not a curated record. The transcript is spliced from 21 exons. Lineage: Eukaryota; Metazoa; Mollusca; Gastropoda; Lepetellida; Haliotidae. Bases 51 to 2942 code for a protein of 963 amino acids.